AUGGGACUGCAGUCGCGGCGGGGAUCAAUGUUUCAACGAAUGCAAGAGUCGUUACGGUGGACAAGGAUUGUGUGA
Molecule: messenger RNA, 75 nt
Organism: Linum tenue
Lineage: Eukaryota; Viridiplantae; Streptophyta; Magnoliopsida; Malpighiales; Linaceae
Source: the annotation of a GenBank genome assembly